AUUUGACGAGCCCUUGCCAGAUUGAUCAUCAGUAGCCUCACAGGGGUUUCCCAGAUUUCGGGCACUCCUCACCGAUUUCUUCUUUGUAUAUCCCGGAAAAUGCAUCAGCGUUCAUCAAUCCGUCUCUGCAAAUUGAUUUUCAGACACCCUUUUCGGCCAUCUUCAAAACCCAUGUCUACAUUCUCCAAGAAUCCCUUCACGUCUCCGGCAAACCAAUGCUCUUUACACUCAUUUUCGCUCUUAAACCCUAAGAUAAACCCCUUUUUUCUUCAGUCAUUGAGCUCAAGCUCAUCGACCCAGCUCAAGAAAUUCCAAAGUCUAAGACUUUACAGUGCUGAAACCGACAAAGAAGUUGAUACAAUUAAUAUCAAGUUUGCAGAGGCCAGGGAGGAGAUAGAAUCUGCUAUGGAAUCUAAAGAAACUGUGUAUUUUGAUGACGAAGCUGAGUGUGCACGUGCUGCUGUUAAGGAAGUCUUAGACUUGUAUGAAGGGCUGCUGAGAAAGUUGCCUGAGAAUGAGAAGGCAGCAAUUCAGAGGUCCAUGGGGCUCAAGAUUGAGCAGUUGAAAGCUGAACUUGAACAAUUGAAUGAGUAGUGAGGUAGAUUUAAUUGGAAAUUUGUGCUGAUUGUUGUUUGAAUCAUUAAUUCAAUUUUGUAUUCUGUUAUGGAUGAAAUGAAAUUAAUUCUAGUC
Messenger RNA from Coffea eugenioides, 690 nucleotides. RefSeq lists its product as uncharacterized. Bases 100 to 594 code for a protein of 164 amino acids. NCBI's taxonomy places the organism in Eukaryota, Viridiplantae, Streptophyta, Magnoliopsida, Gentianales, Rubiaceae. The transcript has a single exon. The record is from RefSeq and is a predicted model, not a curated record.